AGGCUGUUGAGUGAACUCGGAGUGCCUCAGAAUGGCAGCGCCGGCCCUUUUUUCACUCAGUUGACACUCAGUCUGUUUCCUGUACGGCCGCCAAACGCUCUGCAGCAUCAUCAACAUGGCAAUAAGCAGAAAAGACAGCUUCCUCUGGGGGAAAGCUCCACUGAAACUCCCCACAGGUGAGAGGAGGGUGAGUGAAACCAUCAGGAUGCACAAGUUUGAGCUGGAGGAUGACAUUCAGAAGCUGAGGCUGGAAAUCAACCACGUCCACCACGUCAUGCCAGGAAUACACAGCCCUGAAAUGAAGGAACAGAGUAAAAGCGUCGUGAGGAACAGGAAGUUCUUACGAGGGAAAAAGAAAUUCAACAUGGACCCCAAAAAGGGUGUUCAUUACCUGGUUGAAAAUAAUCUGCUGGAGUGGCGAGCACAGGCGGUGGCUGAGUUUCUUUACAAAGAAGAGGGACUGAACAAGACCGCCAUCGGCAACUUCCUGGGAGAAAGGGAGGAAAUGCACCUUGCCGUACUGAAAGCCUUUGUGGGCCUGCAUGAGUUCUCAGACCUGAAUCUGGUGCAGGCACUGAGGCAGUUUCUGUGGAGCUUUCGUCUCCCGGGAGAGGCUCAGAAGAUUGACAGGAUGAUGGAGGCAUUUGCGAGUCGCUACUGUGGCUGUAACCCCGGGGUCUUCCAUUCUACAGACACAUGCUACAUCCUGUCUUUUGCCAUCAUCAUGCUCAACACGAGUCUCCACAACCCCAACGUGAAAGACAAACCCAGUCUGCAGCGAUUUGUGUCCAUGAACAGGGAAAUCAACAACGGGGAAGACCUGCCCAUCGAGCUGCUCACGAAACUAUACGCGAGCAUCCGCAGCGAGCCGUUCAAAAUCCCAGAGGACGAUGGGAACGACCUCACUCUGACGUUUUUUAAUCCGGACAGGGAAGGCUGGCUCCUUAAAAUGGGUGGCCGAGUUAAAACCUGGAAGAGGAGGUGGUUCAUCUUGACAGACAGCUGCCUGUACUACUUUGAAUACACCACAGAUAAAGACCCAAUCGGGAUCAUUCCUCUGGAGAACCUGUGUGUCAGGACACUACAAGACACGAGCAAAUCGUAUUGUCUGGAGUUAUAUAAUCCCAAAGGGCAAAAGAUCAAAGCCUGCAAGACGGAGAACAAAGGCCGAGUGGUGCAAGGUAAACACCAGUCCUAUAAGCUGAGCGCAGCCAGCGCAGAAGAACGGGACAACUGGAUCGAUGCGAUCAGGGCGAGUAUCUCAAAGGACCCUUUUUAUGAUCUGGUGUCUCUACGAAAGAGGAAGGUCAUGAGCAACACUUCCUCUUGAAGCACAUCAAUGAAAACGUCAUCUCAUUUCGGGUCCUGGAUGUCUUUUUAUCAACGUAUCAUGACUUAAUGACAGAAACUGUUCAGCAUUUCACAAAAACGUUCAAACACAUGAAAAAGUGUUAAAGUCUGAGAAACGUGGGCUAUUUCUGGCUCUGCAGUGUGAGGACUUCACAGUGCUUCUGCAAACUGUACGCACUACUGCUCCGACUUCAGAGGCCGACUCACAAACAGUUGCUGCAGAGGUGACGCCUGGUGCACGCCACCAGAGUGCAGAGGACUCAUAUCAUGGAUGGAUUAUUGGAUAGAAAGAGACACAAACUGAUUUCAAACAGACACAAAAAUGACCACAAAGACGCCUACAGCUACAUACAGAUGCAAAAUGGCUAAAAAAAAGAAAGAAAGACAGACACAAAACGAUGCAGAAAGACCAGAAAGAGAUGUAAGAAUAACCACAAAGACAAAAGAAUGACCAACAAAGCCGGCAAACAACUAAAUGAAGAUACAAAAUGAGACACAAAACAACCACAAAGAGACACAAAAAGAGAUAAAAGGGUGAUAAAAGACAAAGUUACCACAAAAAUCACCAUAAAGACACCAAACAUCUAGACAGAGAUGCAAAAUGGCUGAAAAGAGAGAAAGCAAAAAGACUAGAAAGACACACACAGACCACAAAACAACUAUAAAGAGACACAAAAUGACUGAAAAAGAGAUGCAAAACAAUGCAAAGAGACCACAGAGUGACAUAAAAAUGACCAAAGACAUCUAGAUGGAGAUGCAAAAUGACUGAUAAGUGGUACAAACAACCACAAAGACGCCUACGGCUGAACAGAAACACAAAAUGACCACAAAGAGAUGCCGUGCUGUUUGUAGUCUGGUCGUCUUACGGUCAUGUUGGCGGUUUUGGGACCUUUUACAUGUCUGUGUUCAGAGGUCAUUGUCUCAUAAUCUGUCGGCAAUUUGGAGUUACAGAAAACAUCUAUGAUGUUUGACAUUUCAUAUCAGAUUAUAGCUGUUUAUUUCAGUCAUUACACUGAAUAACCAACGUAAAGUACAGUCUGUCAGAGUUCAAGAGUAAAAAGUAAAAUGUUGCUGUUCAGAUCAGUCAGAGAAGACGAUGUAGCACUUUGUUAAACCUUUUAUAGAAAAUAUAAAAACAUAUUUAUGUAAAUCUUAAAAAACGAGGGAUCGCCUCUCUAACUGCACUUAUUCAUCAAAUCAUGUAAAUUCAGUCCAGUAUUUUGUUGAUGUUGUAAAGAAAGCUAAAAAAAAUCCUGUCAACUUUGAAAAUUAACUUAUGAAUCCAUUGACAUUGUACAGUAUGUUUUAUUGAAUAUAGUUUAUGUGUAAUUUAAUGACUUUAUACUGAUGGAAGAAUCUAACUACUUGUACAAUAAACCUCUUCUCUUA
Molecule: messenger RNA, 2739 nt
Organism: Larimichthys crocea (large yellow croaker)
Lineage: Eukaryota; Metazoa; Chordata; Actinopteri; Sciaenidae
Product: cytohesin-2
Exons: 13
Coding region: 116-1330 (404 amino acids)
Biological process (GO): regulation of ARF protein signal transduction
Molecular function (GO): guanyl-nucleotide exchange factor activity
Source: RefSeq, a predicted model, not a curated record